Molecule: messenger RNA, 883 nt
Organism: Radiomyces spectabilis
Lineage: Eukaryota; Fungi; Mucoromycota; Mucoromycetes; Mucorales; Radiomycetaceae
Exons: 1
Coding region: 144-677 (177 amino acids)
Source: RefSeq, a predicted model, not a curated record
GAAGAACUUGCUUUGUUGUUUUACGUUUUUGUUCAAUCAAAAAAGAGACCAUCGGUCAAGAUUUAUUGUUCUGUUCGAUCAAAGAAGGCGUAUGCGUCAUGGGGAAGGAAAGGGAUGAUCUGCGGGUGUAACCGUUGCGAUAAAUGACCUUCUAUUUAUACGUAAUCUCGUCAACUCGGCCUUUUCCUUGUUUUAUCGCUUUCUCCUAUUCUUUACUAUUUGCACGUUCUAUUGAUUGCGGUAAAAUUGACGUUCCUGCCAAUUCACAAUUAAGGGCCAUUGCUUUAAAUACGCGCCACGUCUUGCUAACCAGCGUCUUUUUUUUUUCCUCUUUUUCUUUCUCUUUCUCUUUCAUUCGUUUUUUUUUUCUCAAAAAACCCCCAAUCCAUUCCUUUGAAAGCUCCACCAAAGCCUUUCCUCCCCCUCCUCUUCUCUUCACUUCCCUCUUCUUCUCCUCUCACCCUAAUUCUCCCGCCCUGGCUCGAGCCAAGUCUUCUAUAUCCUUCUUUCCGCAGCAUUUCAUAGAAGAAUCCCUUGGUUUAUUAUUAUUAUUAUUAUUAUUAAUAUCUAGAGCCCCAUUCCAGCUUUUUUUUUGGCACGCAUUUUUAGACAACCCCACACUCUUUUUUCUUACCAAAAAAAAAAGUACACACCUAAAUGAUGAACGAUCCAUUUAAUGCAACCCCGAUCAUGCUUCGCCAUCCAUCCUCGAUGGUCGCGGACGAGAAAUCAAUGAUAAUGAAACUCAAUCAGGUAAACAAUAACAACGUGGUUCGUCGUCGGUGGUUGGAUUGACGCGGUGGCACAAAUAACGUAGCAAAAUUACGCUUAUUUGGUUGGAGGACUCGUGCUACCAUAAAUUGGGAAAAAUCAAGCAGGGCAA